Messenger RNA from Daucus carota subsp. sativus, 1466 nucleotides. RefSeq names its product 1-aminocyclopropane-1-carboxylate oxidase homolog 4. The record is from RefSeq and is a predicted model, not a curated record. The coding region runs from base 72 to 1388 and encodes 438 amino acids. Lineage: Eukaryota; Viridiplantae; Streptophyta; Magnoliopsida; Apiales; Apiaceae. The transcript is spliced from 2 exons.
AGGAUUUAAGAAUGUGAAUCUGAUUCGGACAGCAAGCUUCUUACACUUGUUGCUGUUUUUUAUAAACGAACAUGGUGGUUUUGAAAGUCUUGAAAACAUACGAAACAACAAUGGGAAAUUUUGUACUUGAUGCUCUAAGAACAUCAACUCUGUCAAUACAAACAUCAUUCCAUGAAAUCAAAGUAUCUUUCGGGUCCAUCAAAUCAUUAUUAGUACCCUGGACAAGAUCAAACAGUAACAAUUCCAGCCCUGUCAUCUCGAAAACAAAGUUGCGCGAAGAUAUCAAAGAGUUUGAUGAGUCUAAGGUUGGCGUAAAAGGCCUAGUUGACGCAGGAAUCACAUCGAUUCCACGUAUCUUCUACCAGCCACCUGAGAAUCUAAUUGAUUCGCGCUCUCUCACGCGAACCUUGGAUAUCCCUGUCAUUGACCUGGCUGCGUCUGACAGGGCUAUUGUUGUGAGACAAGUUCAAGAAGCAUCGUCUAAGUUUGGAUUCUUUCAAUUAAUCAAUCAUGGAAUUCCUUUGUGUCGUAUGGAUGAUGUGAUUUUGUCGAUCAAGGCUUUCAAUGAGCUUGAAACAGAGCUGAAAUCGCAGUAUUAUAGUCGUGAAGGAAAUGAGAAGAGAGUACUUUACUAUGGUUCAAGUUUGCAUUUAAAUGAAUUAGAAGGCGCCAGCUGGAACGACACGUUGCUGGUAGCAUUGGGACCGGAGCCAGCAGAAUCAUGUUAUGUUCCGGAGGUAUGCAGGAUGGCGGUGGCUGAGUGGGAUGAAGAGAUGAAGAAACUAGGGGGUGCUUUAUUAGGUUUAAUGAGUGAAGGACUCGGGUUGAAGAGGGAAGCACUAGAGGAGAAGUUGUGCAUGGAUGCUAGAAUCAUGGCUGGAAAUUAUUACCCUCAUUGUCCACAGCCAGAUUUAACUCUGGGCUUAAAAUCGCAUACUGAUCCUUCUAUUUUUACUCUGUUGUUGUCUAAUCAUGUACCUGGCCUCCACGUUAAAGUUGAAGGACAUGAGUGGGCUAAUCUGGUGGCUCAUCCGGGGGCUCUUGUGGUAAACAUUGGUGAUGUUCUUCAGAUUAUUUCAAACGACAAGUACAGAAGUGUUGAACAUCGGGUGUUGGCCAACUCAUUACAAGAACCACGAAUAUCAGUUGCAGUUUUUUUCAACCCAGCUAACGAUGCAGACACUUAUGGACCGUUACCUGAAAUUACAUCACUGGAUGAACCAGCUCGUUAUCGCGACUUUGAUUUACUAGAGUUGAGACAACAAAUGAAAAAGGAAGUGGGUGUCAAAAGUUUGAUUAACAACUGCAGGAUUGGUCCAAAUUUGAAGUGGAGAGAUUGGAAUCCGCUCAGGCUUCUACAGUCUUAUGUAGGUUCUAGUCAGAAUUAGAUAGAUAUUCAGUUUCAUCAAUUUUCAGGACUCGCUGUUCCCUGUAGUUUAUCACAUUUUGAUUCCCGUCACUGGUAA